AUGAAGCUUUCGAAACCGAAUUCAUACGUGUCAUACGCGAACUUCGUCGAAGGAGGACCUGUUGCUUCGAAUAAUAAUAUUAAUAGAAAUACCCAUGAGAGACGAGCGCAGCCAUUGAAGAUUAUUGUGCGCGGCAAGAAUCCCAAGGCGGAUAAGUUGCUUGAUCUUCUUGAACAUGGAAUAUUCGACGCCAUUGAGAAAAACUUUCUGGAAGCUUUGCAGAUGACCAUCUUCGUCGAUAAGACGAAGUCCUCGCACGUGCUGGAAAGUUAUACUUUCACCUUUAAGUAUACACCUGCAGCUACGGGCGGGGGUGGAUGUAAACAAAAGGACGGCGGCGAUGAUGUCGGCAAGCAGUUGGCGAGCGUCUCCCUCGAAUCGACUGGUUGUACGGCGGAUAUGAAAACUGUCAAGACGGCACGACAUGGUUUGGAGAUGAUUGUUCGCCGCUUGAUUACGCUGAGCGCGUUUUUGCCUAUGCUGCCGAAUGAACGGUACAUGGAGUUACAUCUCUUUUACACUGACGGUUCUCCUCCCGGGUACGAACCGCCUGGAUUUAAGGCAGCAGAGCAUAACGAUCUAUUAUUUGCGCAGAAUGAGAUGUGGUCCAGGGAAACACAAUCGUGUGGUGCUAUGGAGACGGGGAUCCACAGUGUUGGGCUGAAGAUUAGUUCUUUGAAAUGGUCUGGGACGGACUACCCGAGCUCGGAAUAUGUGCCAGAAAUCCCAGCGGAUAUUGGGUAUAGCAAUAGAGUUCGCCGUGAUGAAGACAUUGGUAUUAGCGAGAUGGAUGUUGCUGUUCAGGACCUUGGAUUGUCGACUCAGGGUUCUAGCCAGGUUUCGACCCAGACCCGCCAAGAUGAAGCUUUUAAGAAAGAUCUACAGAAGAUGAUUCCGCCCGUAACUUCAACCCCUGACAGCGAUUUUAUUCCGACUCAGAGGAAUCCCGACUGCCUCCAAAUUGCAACAGCAAAGCCACAGCUUUCCCAAGUCAAGCUGUCCCAGCUAGGAGCGCGGAACCAGAUGUUCUCCGGUGAAACUUCACUUCAUUACGAUCAGAACAAGGGACACUCUGGUCAUAUCAACCCUGACGUGGUCCGUUGCGAGUGUGGAUCGAAUUCAGAGAAUCGCGACAUGCUCCAAUGCGCUUUCUGCAGAACUCGGCAGCAUUUGACCUGCUAUGGAUUCAUCCAUGCACAGGAUCCAGCCAUCCCAGAGACUCAUGCGUGUUACAAAUGUCUUCUUGAACCGCAAGAAAGGCAUCUUGUGCAGGAUAUGCGGACGCUGGUUCUGUUGCGUCGGGCUCUUCGGGUCAUUAUUGAAGAGGGUUACCCGAAUCGAGUUCGGGAUUUUGCUCAGAAGUUGAAUUGCAAUGGCCAGACAAUUGUCCAGAUUACGGAUAUGUUGAGGAAGCAGGGAUUUCUGCUCGCCACCCCUGGAUCUAAGUCGAAAGGGUUCCUAGAGAAGGGGCUUCCGAAGUUCACGCUCUCCACAGAAACUGCUGUUAAGCAGAGGCUUCGGAACGAGAUCUUUAACCCGCUCGCGAAAAUAACUCACCAUGUAUGUUUAUUCUUCUCCUGUGGCUGCGGUACAGUUGACUGGCAAGUGGCACACUAA
Molecule: messenger RNA, 1617 nt
Organism: Blastomyces gilchristii SLH14081
Lineage: Eukaryota; Fungi; Ascomycota; Eurotiomycetes; Onygenales; Ajellomycetaceae
Product: meiosis specific protein Hop1
Exons: 8
Coding region: 1-1617 (538 amino acids)
Biological process (GO): synaptonemal complex assembly; meiotic recombination checkpoint signaling
Cellular component (GO): nucleus
Source: RefSeq, a predicted model, not a curated record